Messenger RNA from Caenorhabditis remanei, 5250 nucleotides. RefSeq lists its product as uncharacterized. NCBI's taxonomy places the organism in Eukaryota, Metazoa, Nematoda, Chromadorea, Rhabditida, Rhabditidae. Gene Ontology annotation, cellular component: nuclear pore. The transcript is spliced from 17 exons. Gene Ontology annotation, molecular function: structural constituent of nuclear pore. The record is from RefSeq and is a predicted model, not a curated record. The coding region runs from base 1 to 5250 and encodes 1749 amino acids.
AUGGACUUGGUGUAUGGUACAGAGUUAACCUUUGGGGAUGGAUUUGCCGUAGAAUAUUGGCACAGAUUUGGAAUACAAUCUAACGGACCUCUCAAUACCAACAUAUUAGAAACAGAACCAUCCGGUGGAAUCGCCACUUUUCCAGACAUCAAAAACUUUUCCGAUCGAAUUUUCAUCUGGCGAGCUAUGGGAAACAAACUCUACAUUGAAGAGCGGUCGACUCUUUAUUCUUUGACUGACAACUCAAUAUGCAUGGAUGUCGGACGUUCCUAUAUUAUUCCAGGGACUUCUAUUACAUUUUUCAAACAAGGAGUUCUCAGCAUUGUCGUGCCGACAGCCACGUCAGUACAUCGAUUUUAUAAAGCGAUUACUUCUAAACCCGACAAUACGGGUUCAUUGUUGCACAGACUCUUCGAAGACGAAGGGUUUAGUAUAUACGAGACCAAGUUCGAACUGAGGACAAAGGGACGGCCGAUUCGAGCCAGUGUCACACAUCAUCCUAACAAAAACACGGUCAGCUACAUCACAGCGGAAGGCGAACUCAGAUUCGUUGCUCUCGGUCGCGAUCAAGAAAACGAAAAUGUCGGUCACGAAGAAUUUCGUCUUCCAGAACUCGGUUUCUAUUACAAAUGGUUCGGUAGAACCAGCAGACUUGUCAGUGAUUCUUGUGCAAUGAGGGACCUGUCAGAAGUGUCAUCAGAUAAAAAAUCCGGACCGAAGUCUGAUAUAAUAUUUGCUGUAACGAGAGACGGAAUUGUUGAAGCAUGGAAUGCUGACAAUAAGGAGCAGCUGGAAACCCGCAUUAAUCUCAACGAAUAUUUAUCUCCAGAUGAUCCGAUUCCAAGACGAACUGAUGAUUCAAAACGCUCUGAUACCGAUGAUUCGACAAGUACAGAAGCUGGACCAACCCGAUUAGAAUAUACUAUGAAAGCAUAUCCAUAUGGAAGUGAUAUACUCAUAAUUGUUGGAUGUGAUGUUGUUAUCGGACGGCAAAGUGUUGGAAUCCGAGUGCACAUUAUUAAAUUUUCGAAUUAUGAGAUGAAGCAUCUGCAGAUGUAUGAGAAACGUGUAACAGAUAAUAGUAUGUCGCUGGUGGAUUUGGGAUUGCUCCAGACUUAUUUUCCACCGAAGGAAUCGGAAGAGUUGGUGGAGAAAGAACAGAAAUGCGAGGAGAAGAACGCUCGAACUGCCGCCCAAUUCUCAUUAUCCGCUCUGUUCAAAAGUUCAUCUACCCAAAAAAGUUACUCGAUUCAACGUAUUUCAUUCGCAAUUCAAUGGGAUACUGGAGAAGUUAUCUCUGAUCUUGAUUGGCAUCCAGUUCGCCCAUUCCUUCCUGUCCCGACUUCAGACGGUAGAAAUGAUGGUGAUGAACAGAAGAAACCAUUUUUUCUGAUACCUGAUGCUUCUUAUGAGCAAAUUAACGAUGUGGUCUUUAACUUUGAUUUGUUCCCAUUUGACAUCGUUCAUCGGGGCAUUCAGAUCGUCUCCGAUAACUGGGACGUUAGUGAAACUCCCGACGGAACCCAAAGGUAUUUCAAAGAUAUAAGCGACGGCGAGUGGAAUGUGCUCUACAAUUUUGUACAAAGUUAUUUGCGUUCCCCUGAAUACAAGCAAAAAUUCAAUAAACCGAGUCCGGAACUGAAAUCGAUGUCAUCCAAACAAAAACAUCAAGCUUUGUAUCAAGAUUUCUGGUGGAAAUAUCUCGAAGUAUGUCAACAGCUCGACUUCAAUGCUCGCGGAGUCAUUUCUCUUUCACCAAUUCAAAUAUCCGGAAACUUGAGGAUAAUGGCUGUAAUUCAUAGAGAUCGGAUGACUAUUCUCGAAGAGGUUAACACAGAACUUCUGAAUCUCCUCAUGAUGAAAAACAAAGAGAAACUAAAGCUUGAGCCGAAAUUCCCGAAAGAACUGGAUAACGAAAUGACUGCUUUAAUUGAGGAGGCGUCACUACUUGCGGAUCGACGUGUUUUUCUUAUGAAUCGUCAUAGAGCCCGCGUUAUGUGUUCAGUAGCCGGAAGCGUACCAAUGGAGGAUGACGUAAAAGUCAAUCCGUUCGAUUUUGAUACGGAUGGACGUUUUCUUCAAAUCACAACUGUACAAUAUGCAAGGAUUGUCGCGUUGACGAAGGCAUUCCUUGCUGCAGCGGCUUACGAUCCAACGAAACCGUACGGCGGUAUGAUUACACGUGAUUUCAAUGGAUCUUUCACACAAGGUCUUGUUGCUGUGAAUAUUCGAAGAACUGUGGAAUCUCGUGUUCAUUUUGCACUAAUUCUGCUAUCAUUGUACAAUAGUAUCAAAGCUCAGAACGAACGAGACGGAGUUGAACCGUUCAAAAUUAUCCACUCGCUUUCCCGUAAACUCAAAGAGAUUAUUCGCAUUUAUUGGGAGCUCAAGGAAAUAUUGGAUGUCAAAAUUACAAGAGGUGGAUUGAAAUUGAAUAUCGAAACAUGGAUAGUUUCGGAUGACGAGGCACUUGGAAUACUGAAACGAGAAGGAGGUUACGGGCCAAAUGGAUACAAAGAAAUACGUCUGAAAGACUUCAAUUGGUUCGUCAAAGUGACGACUGAAGCGGCUGUUCGUGCAUUUCUCUCAACUACGGAGAUUCUUCUUGUGCCACGUCUUCUGGCUGAAAGAAACGAGUAUAGAGUAUUGCUGUCGCUGUUCGUACAAAAAUAUGUUCAGAAAACUGAAGCAUUGGAACCAGUUUUUGAAUUCUAUCAGGGAAUCGCGUGGUCAGGACUUGGUCUUGGGCAGAGAACCCAAUCAAGUGCUGAAGUUCUGGGCUCCUCGUGGAAUCCUCCUCCGGUUGUGACUCCUUCUCUGACUCUGCUCCUGGUGGACUUAUCCUCGGCCUCCUCCUACGGACUCCUGGGGAUCCUUUUCUCAAGUUCUGGACUUCUCCUCCUCCUCCGAAUUCUGGGCUCCUCGUGCUCUCCUUCUCUGAUCCUUGGCUCCUCGUGCUCUCCUUCUGUGAUCCUGGGCUCCUCGUGCUCUCCUCCUCAGAUUCUGAGCUCCUCGUGCUCUCCUCAUCAAAUUCUGGGCUCCUCGUGCUCUCCUCAUCAAAUUCUGGGCUCCUCGGGAUCCCCUCAUCUGGGCUUCUUUAGGACUCCUCCUCAUCAAGUUCUGGGCUCCUCGGGAUCCCCUCAUCUGGGCUUCUUUAGGACUCCUCCUCAUCAAGUUCUGGGCUCCUCGGGAUCCCCUCAUCUGGGCUUCUUUAGGACUCCUCCUCAUCAAGUUCUGGGCUCCUCAGGAUCCCCUCAUCUGGGCUUCUUUAGGACUCCUCCUCAUCAAGUUCUGGGCUCAUCGGGAUCCCCUCAUUUGGGCUUCUUUAGGACUCCUCCUCAAGUUCCGGUGCUGCUGAUGUUCACUACUGAACAUCUGGCUCUCGGAAUCUUCGCCCAUGAACGUCCGAUGUUCGAAAGUGGAAACAGAGCUCUCCGUAAAACUACCCUUCAUUUCCUUCAAAAACGUUUCAAUGCUCCAAGAGGAAUUGAUCCAAUUAACGCAAUGACUAUUGCUGAAUACUAUCUAACAAUUAUGGGAAUCUUCCAAGAACACAAUCAAACUGAACAAGUUGCUUUCGCUGCAAGCACGGCUAUCAAAAAACUUUCGAUGAACAAUGAUAGUGUCAGAAUCAUGGCCAAUACACUUUAUAAUCAUUUGACCAAAACUCAUCAGUGGCACGAAGCGUUUUUACUUGCAACGAAGAUGAAUAAAAACUUGGAAACUCUCAGAGCAGCAAUACGUGAACAGCUGAAAUUGAUGUUGGAAGCUGGACAUUGGGAAGUUAUUGCCAAGACGAAAUAUGGAGUUCAUGAGAAAACUGUGGAAGAUUUUUUGAGAGAAGAGGCUGAGAAUCAGCCUCGUGCAGCAGAUCCGCACUAUUAUGAGUUGUUGUACGCGUUUUUCAUGGCGAGGAAGGAGUUCAGACAAGCCGCUUGCGUAAUGUGUGAAUACUCUCGUUACAUGGAAUCAGCUGAGGUGAUGACUCUAGAACUUGCUACAAAAAGACUUCACUGUAUGUCCGUUGCGACGAAUCUCCUGGAGGUUAUAGGAAUGGAACCCGAUAGUGGAAAUUACGAACCAACCUACGACGACCACACCUACACAGAUAUCAUUAUUAUUCCGGUGCCUCCAGAAAAGUCGUCAGUUGGACCUGAUGAUACUGAAAGAACACCAUUAGUGCCACAAAGAAUCAAAAGACAAGAGAGUCAAUCGACGGAGGGUUCAUCAUCAGGAUCAUCUGGAUCAUCAGGAUCCUCCACGUUGACACCUGGGUCAGGCAAAACUACAGAUUCUGAAGGAUCGAGUUCGAGUUCGUCUGGAAAUAGUAUGGAGGCGGCAGCUAUGAGAGCUCGUCAGAGAAUACCUUUUGCUAAAAGUGAUAGUGAAGAGACGAAUACGGAUAGCGGAGACGAAAUGAUUGGGAGAUUUCCAUUGUCUCAAAGACGCCAGAUUGUGGUGUUAACUGAGCAGGAUAUUCGCUUUAUAUGGACGCAAUGCUUGUCUACAACUCGACUCCUCGCUUGUGAAGAAUUCAAUGGAAUCCCUCCAGAUGAUCCUGAAGAACUACUACCACUGCUUAUCGAGCAUAAACUUUUUGAUAAUGCAUUCGAUAUUGUUAGAAUUUUCAACAUGGAUUCCCAAAAUCUGUUCAAUGUGAUAACCCGUGAAGCAAUUGAAAUCGAUGCUCUUCGUAAUCAUUUGUACGAGAAAGUUUACUACACCAAAGAAAAUCCCUUAACAAAAUGGGUUCGUGAGAACCGUAGACACUAUGCUCCGUUCCCAAAAAUUGAAGAUCAUUGGGCAGUUGUUCGUGGUCUGGUGGAAGCUGCACAAGAUGAAUAUCCUGCAGAUCCGAAACCGCUUCGAGGAGCCACAGAAGCGUUUUUGACCUAUCAUCUGACAAUUCCGUCCUGGUUGCAUGUCACUUAUAAGAUCGUCAACCCCAACGACUACCUGAGAUGUCUUGCCGACUACGGACAGUACGCCGCCGCUCUCCAAUUGAUCGCAGAAGUCGUUGAACAGGAGACACCUAAAUUAUCUCAGCCAAAUGCACGUGCUUGGUUACCAUAUGGAGUAAUCGACGAAUUGAUGAAAAAAAGUGCUGAAUAUGUGGUGAGAAUGAGAGAGAAGACUCCAAUAGACCAAGCUCUCGCACAAAAAGUGGACGAUUUGAGGGCACUUGCUGAUCAAAAAAUGGUGAUCUACUUCCAAACAUUGUCGGAUUUCGAACAAGCUCAUAGGAUCUGA